AAACAAGUUUCAGUUUUUAGUUUUAGUUCUGAUUUUUAUUUCUGAUUUUCCUUUUUCGACGGUGGUACCGCCCUCUCAUCUUUUUAUUGGCACAAUACAGGUAAGAGUAUAAAUGGGAACCAGAGUGGACCUGGGGCUCGGGAGAGGAUUGAAGAUAGAGAAAAGGAUAACAAUGGCAGUUCGUUCAUUUCCUUCAACUUUCUCUUCUCUGAACGACAGAUUAUGCCCUAAUUUUUAUAGCUUCAGAAACCACUCCUCGCUUCCGAUUGCACGGCGGAGCGGCCGUCGCGGCCUCUGGCUCGUCACAGCUUCUCUGCUUUGCUCGCAAAAGUCUACGACAUUGGAUAAAUCCACAUUGAAAGUCGCGGAGACCAUCGCUGAGGACGAGCUCUGGGCCGCUGCUUGUCUCCGUGUUCGCUCUUUUUACGAAUUCCAAUCGUCUUUUGGCAUCGAAGAUCAUAAAAGAUAUUUAGUGGAUCAUGAGUUUGAAGCACUGAAGGAGCGUGUUGCUGGGAAGAGAAAAGGAUUUAGAAGAGUUUCUUGCAUAAAUGCCAGCCUUCCAUUUUCAGAAAUAUCAAAAAUUUCAAACGAUCUAUCUGCUGCUUGCAAGUUUGUUGAUAAUGGACAAGAUCGAGUAGUUGUUGGAACCCUUGAUCUUAAUCAGUGUCUAAGGCUCCCAGAUGAAAUAACAGGAAGGAAGCCAGAGGGUAUUGGAGCUGAUUUUGCAAGGGCAUACCUUAGCAAUGUAUGUGUUGCCAAAGAACUGCAUCAAAAUGGAUUGGGUUAUGCACUUGUUGCAGAGUCCAAGAUGAUUGCUCAAAAAUGGGGCAUAACAGAUUUGUAUGUCCAUGUUGCUGUUGACAAUGAACCUGCAAAGAAAUUGUACAAGAAGAGUGGUUUUGUCUAUGAAAGUGAUGAACCAGCAUGGCAUGCUCGGUUUCUGGAUCGGCCCAGAAGGUUUCUUCUAUGGAAUGCUCUCCCUGCAGCCUAUGACUUGUAAUAUUCCAACUUAUUAACACCCCUCCCACUCAAAAACUAAAAAGGAAAAAAAAAAAAAUUCUGUUGUAAAUCUGAUACGUGUUUGUUUAAAAUAAUUUUAAAUGUUUAAGAAUGGUGUCCCAUUUUUUACAGUUUGGAUGGGAAGCAAUGCCCAUUCCUUCUAUCUCCACAAAACAAUUUACAAAUUGUAAUGUAUCAAAUAUGAUGGAGAUUAAUAUUUUCUUCAGUGGUAUAAUAUAAUAAUUGAUUUGGCACGGUAAA
This is a messenger RNA of Malania oleifera, 1260 nucleotides long. RefSeq names its product GCN5-related N-acetyltransferase 7, chloroplastic. The record is from RefSeq and is a predicted model, not a curated record. Gene Ontology annotation, molecular function: acyltransferase activity, transferring groups other than amino-acyl groups. Bases 113 to 1000 code for a protein of 295 amino acids. Lineage: Eukaryota; Viridiplantae; Streptophyta; Magnoliopsida; Santalales; Ximeniaceae. Gene Ontology annotation, cellular component: chloroplast. The transcript has 5 exons.